AUGGCGAACGUUGCGCUGAUCGGAUGCACAGGCAUGGUGGGAUCCCAUAUCCUCACCAGCCUGCUAGCCAACUCCGGCGUCAGUCGCGUGGACACAAUCUCUCGUCGAACUCCUCAAACUGCCAGCGGCGCCCCGCAAUCCAAGCUCACCACCUUCGUCUCCGAUAAAACCGAAACCUGGGCUGGACAGCUCUCAGCGCUCGCGCCUACCCCGGAAAUCUUCAUCUCCGCCUUCGCCACGACCAGGGCCAACGCCGGCGGAUUCGAGAACCAGUACAAAAUCGAGCAUGGCUUGAACGUUGAAUUGGCGCGUGCUGCGCGCGACGCUGGCGUCAAGGUGUACGUGUUGAUCUCCAGCGCGAACGCGAACAAGGCCUCUUCGAUUCCCUACACGCGCAUGAAGGGUGAGAUCGAGGAGGAUGUGAAAGCACUAGGGUUUGAUCGCACAGUUAUUCUACGUCCUGGUUUGAUCACUGGCACGCGCGAAGAGAGUCGUCCGUUGGAGGCGUCUAUUCGCUUUAUUGCUGGGUGGGCUGGAAAGCUGCACUCGGGCUUGAAGGAUGGUUGGGCGCAGGACUCGGAUGUUAUCGCUCAAGCUGCGGUUAACGCAGCGCUGAAGGCUCUUGAGGGAAAUGUUCCUGCUGGUAGUGAGAAGGUGUGGACUAUUGACGGUAGUCAGAUUAUUGCGCUGGGAAAGGAGACUACUGGCUCGUCUUAG
Molecule: messenger RNA, 717 nt
Organism: Penicillium daleae
Lineage: Eukaryota; Fungi; Ascomycota; Eurotiomycetes; Eurotiales; Aspergillaceae
Exons: 2
Coding region: 1-717 (238 amino acids)
Biological process (GO): import into nucleus
Cellular component (GO): cytoplasm
Source: RefSeq, a predicted model, not a curated record